AUGUCAACCGCGGCAUCCUCGUGUCGAGAUAAAGAGGCGAAGCGGCCUCUCCGUUCCCGUUGCGAAAGAUACCGACAGGCAGGCUUUCUCGCAGGUCUCUGCCAGGCUUUGCAGUGCGAGGCCACCACCAUGCAUUCCAACUGUUUCAUCAAGAAGGAGCAUGAGGCCUGUUUAGAGACCAUCCGGAAGCUGACCGCCUUGACCCCGUUGAAUGAAUCGACUCCAGGCUGCCCAGGGAUGUGGGAUAAUAUCACAUGUUGGAAGCCGGCGUUCGUUGGCGAGGUCGUCUACGUCAGAUGCCCAGCCCUCUUCACGAUGCUGAACUUCGAAGACGGAUGGGAUGUGAACAGCAUGGCUUACGCUCAACCAGGUGAUUUGGAACUACUGGACAACACCGAUGAACUGCUAGGUGGGUCCGAUUUAAAGGUCAGCAGGAACUGCACAGAAGACGGCUGGUCCGAACCGUUCCCUCAUUACUACGAUGCCUGCGGGUUCGACGAGAACGAUACAAUGCCAGAUGGCGACCAGGAUUACUAUUACCUCUCAGUAAAGGCCCUGUACACUGUGGGCUACAGCACAUCCCUGGUUUCGCUCACCACGGCGAUGGUGAUCCUGUGCCGCUUCAGGAAGCUGCAUUGCACACGGAACUUCAUCCACAUGAACCUCUUUGUUUCCUUCAUUCUACGAGCCAUCUCGGUCUUCAUCAAGGACGGAGUUCUUUAUGCCGAGCAGAACAGCAACCACUGUUUCAUCUCUUCGGUGGAAUGUAAAGCGGUGAUGGUCUUUUUCCACUACUGCGUCAUGUCCAACUAUUUCUGGCUCUUCAUCGAAGGGUUGUACCUUUUCACUUUGCUGGUGCAGACCUUCUUUCCAGAGAAGAGAUACUUCUACUGGUACACCAUCAUCGGCUGGGGAACUCCCACCAUUUGCGUCACUGUCUGGGCUGUCCUGAGACUUCACUUUGAUGAUGUCGGCUGCUGGGACAUGAAUGACAACACAGCCUUGUGGUGGGUGAUCAAAGGCCCCGUGGUGGCUUCGAUAAUGAUCAACUUUUUGCUUUUCAUUGGUAUCAUUAUCAUCCUGGUACAGAAGCUCCAGUCGCCUGACAUCGGGGGCAACGAAUCCAGCAUUUACUUCAUCAUGGUGGAAAGAAAAGAGAAACAUGGCAUAUCCCAUCGCAGCUGCGUUCAGAAAUGCUACUGUCAGCCCCACAGGGCUAGCCAGCACUCUUGCAGGAUGUCAGAACUAUCCGCCAUUACCUUGCGACUGGCCCGCUCCACUCUGCUUCUCAUCCCACUGUUUGGAAUCCACUACACAGUGUUUGCCUUUUAUCCAGAGAACGUCAGCAAGAGGGAACGGCUGGUUUUCGAACUCGGCCUGGGAUCUUUCCAGGGCUUUGUCGUAGCUGUCCUCUACUGCUUCUUGAAUGGAGAGUUUCUCCCUAAAGGUGCAAUCAGAAAUAAAGAGAAAAUGGAGGAGCUGGAAAGUCAACCGGUACUUUGCUGUGGAUUUCAAACACCGCCAUCCCUCCCUGGCAAGCAGCGGCGUGAACGGGGGGACGCAGCUGUCGAUUCUGAGCAAGAGCAGCUCACAGAUUCGCAUGUCGAGCAUAAACGCGGAGAACCUGGCCACAUGAGCGCCUGAAACCAACUCCAUCCCGCCCGGGAGAAAAGCUCCUUUGAAAACAAAACAAAAGUC
Molecule: messenger RNA, 1698 nt
Organism: Euleptes europaea (tarantolino)
Lineage: Eukaryota; Metazoa; Chordata; Lepidosauria; Squamata; Sphaerodactylidae
Gene: ADCYAP1R1
Product: ADCYAP receptor type I
Exons: 17
Coding region: 1-1644 (547 amino acids)
Biological process (GO): cell surface receptor signaling pathway; adenylate cyclase-modulating G protein-coupled receptor signaling pathway
Cellular component (GO): plasma membrane; neuron projection
Molecular function (GO): G protein-coupled peptide receptor activity; peptide hormone binding; vasoactive intestinal polypeptide receptor activity
Source: RefSeq, a predicted model, not a curated record